ACAAAAACCACAAUGUAAAGGAGUACAAAAGAUGCCACCGAAAAGGAGAUCGCUUCAGACAAAGCAGUCCCAUUGGGAAGUGCGAAAGUUCGGGCAUUGACUCAUGAAAAAUUCGUAGUGAAAUAUAUUUAUUUGAAGAGGUGAACUGUGAAAAGUGAUUUAAUACAAUUUAAAGUGAAGAAGAAAAAAAUUUGUAUAAAGUAAUUCCAAUGGCUAUAGAUGCGACAACAAACAAAAUGCCUGAAUCGCGCGCCAUAGAAGGCAAGAAUCUGAACGAAACACUUACGAAUUUAAAUAUAUCGUCUGAAAAGCCACCAGAGCCGCCUAUUAAAGAUGUGCCAGCAGAUUUUGAGACCGCCAUGGAAGUGGCAGGUUUCGGUACUUUCAAUAUUUUGUUGAUAAUUUCUGCGCUUCCCGCUGCUAUAGCCACAGUGGUGGAGACCUCGACGAUGUCAUAUAUCUUGCCGAGCGCUGAGUGUGAUCUCAAAUUGACACUGCUUGACAAGGGGCUUUUGAAUGCAAUCACAUAUUUGGGCAUGAUUUCUUCAGCGAUAGUGUGGGGUUAUUUCGCGGAUACGAAGGGUCGCAAAAAAUUGCUCGUCUUCGGUUAUUUGAGUAAUAUUAUAUCCGUACUAGGUGGUGCCUGCAGUCAAAAUGUCAUACAGCUGAUGGUCUUCAAAUAUAUCUCAGGAUUUAUCAUGUGUGGUCCUUUCGCUGUCCUAAUGAGUUACUUAACGGAGUUACAUGGCAAAAAACAUCGUUCCCGUGUUAUUAUGUUCGUGGGACUUAUGUUUUCAGUGGGCAACAUAUCACUUCCCCUAGUUGCACUGGGUGUUUUACCCAGCCAUUGGGAUUUCCAGCUAUUGGGUUUGCAAUUUCACUCUUGGCAAGUAUUUUUGGCCAUAAGCGCUAUACCUUGUCUGUUUGGAGGCACGUUACUCAGUUUUUUUCCCGAGAGCCCAAAGUUCCUAAUGUCUCAGGGUCGAAAUGCAGAGGCAUUGCGGGUUUUUCAGCGAAUAUAUGCACUUAAUUAUCGUAAGAAACGUGAAGAUUAUCCGAUUAAAGAACUCGUCAACGAACAACUCGCCGCUGAAAAGACAAGUGAUGCAUCGACAGUUAGCAUAGCCACAAUUGAAGAGGCAGCACCGAAAGAGAAAUCCUCUACACCUAAUGUGUCCACAAAGGAAAAGAAGCCAACUGUAGGCCUUCGUCAGGGGUUGCAACAGCUACGCCCUUUGCUAAUGAAACCCUAUCUCGGCCUAUCUAUACGCGUCUAUCUGAUGAACUUCGCCAUUUUGUUUGGUCAAAAUACUUUGCGUCUAUGGGUGCCACAAAUGUUUGCCUCGAUUGAGGAAUACGAACAGCUACACGGCACUGAGAGUGCUACAAUGUGCACCAUCUUGGAGUACAGCGUUAAUAAGACGCAUACACAAAUAAUAGAUUCGGCUUUGGGACAAUGUCAAGUGGUCAUCACAGCCGCCUCCUAUACAAAUAAUAUAACAGUAGCAGUUGCUGGCUUUAUAGGCUAUCUACUAGCUGGUUUUAUUGUUAAUCGCAUCGGCAGUAAAAUAUUGCUGACCAUCGGUACAGUAUCCGCAGGACUUUGCGAAAUCGGACUUUAUUUCUCAGUAUCUUCUUUGAGUACUGCCAUUCUCGCUUCAAUUUCUGUGACAUUGGGUAGCAUAUCAGCUAUGUCCAUUCUCAGCUCAUCGGUCGAUCUAUUUCCCACGUCGUUGAGAACAAUGAUUGUGUCUUUGGCAAUGAUGUUUGGUCGCAUGGGUUCAAUAUUGGGUAACAUACUUUUCCCCAUUUUCAUGUCUCUCGGCUGCAUUCCACCAUUCAUCAUGCUCACCUUCGUAAUGUGGUCUGCUGGAAUUAUGUCUGCAUUUUUACCAAAUACCAAAAAGACGGUUUUAAAGUAGAAUUAAUUAAAUUAAUUAUUUUCUAUUUAUUCGUUUAGUCGUCUUUACACACAUAGAUACAUACAUGCAUACAUACAUUGUGAGAUUAUUUAUUGCGUAAUUUUUAAGAUAAUUAAAUUUCUAAAGGAUCGGUGUAUGUGGAUACUAAUACAUACAUACAUAUGUUUUGUACAUAAAUCAAUUUGGAAGCUAGCUGUUAUUAAAAGUGAAAUAUAAUUGGGGUAUUCACAACGGUGUCGUAAAAAGAAAAAAGUCAGCUAUAAAUAUUUCUCUCAACACAAGAUUGGGUAACUAUGGCCAAAUAAUGUAACUAUAUAUAACCAACCAAUUUGGUGAGAGAAAUAUAUUCACCUGACUUUUUUUCUGGGUGUAAGUUAAGGGAAUCAAAAUUGUGGAAACAAGUCGAAGAUGGGUGAAGUUAAAUGAGAACGACAAAGCAGGAUCAAAACUAACUUGGAUGACGGUACUGAUUACUUUAUGUCGUUCUGCGACUUUGACUUCAGGAUUCAGGAAAUUUCCAACUAGGGAAGAUUGCGAUGCUGGCCUUACGACGUGAAAUUAUGCUAUUAGCAACUAAAUCGAUUACUCAAAAAUGGAAAACGGCAUCGGCGUGGGUCUCUAAUCGGAGGUCUUACAAGUAGUCAUAUCUCCGGAAUGAUGACUGCAGGUCUCUUAUUCUAUUCGUUGAUAGCCAAGUGGCAUUAAAAGCUUUAUGACCCAAAUUGGUGAAUAUGUACAAGAAUUGUUAGGAAGGUCGCGUAUCGCUAUCAUUACUUGGUCACCUCAAUGCCGUUUUCGUGGUGGGUUGCUGGACUUACGGGUACUUAGCAAUGACGCAGUGAACUAAAUAGCCGAUGAGAUGGUUAGACAAGGUUUGGAAAUGCAGAUCAAAAAGGCGGAUAAGUGAUCUAUGGACCAGCGAGACGGCUGUCAAGUUUCAAGGUUAAUAUGGUCGAGGAGUAACAAGAAAGCUACUGAGGAACGUUCUCCAGACAAGGCGAUUCAAGCUUUGGGAUUUUGCCUUUUCACCAGCUUUGUAGAGAUAACAACUGCAACUCUCGGGUAUUUCACAUUAUUUAUGCAUACAUAUUUAUGACCGCUCCUAAAGUGCUAUAAUUUUUACUUGUAUUUUUUAAAAACACAUCAUUCUUCUUAUAAAUAAAUUUACAACCGAGUUUAUCUUUGA
Rhagoletis pomonella (apple maggot) is the source of this 3108-nucleotide messenger RNA. RefSeq names its product synaptic vesicle glycoprotein 2B-like. The transcript has 11 exons. NCBI's taxonomy places the organism in Eukaryota, Metazoa, Arthropoda, Insecta, Diptera, Tephritidae. Gene Ontology annotation, biological process: transmembrane transport. Gene Ontology annotation, molecular function: transmembrane transporter activity. The record is from RefSeq and is a predicted model, not a curated record. Bases 210 to 1922 code for a protein of 570 amino acids.